Galleria mellonella (greater wax moth) is the source of this 2202-nucleotide messenger RNA. RefSeq lists its product as uncharacterized. The record is from RefSeq and is a predicted model, not a curated record. The transcript is spliced from 2 exons. The coding region runs from base 298 to 1701 and encodes 467 amino acids. Lineage: Eukaryota; Metazoa; Arthropoda; Insecta; Lepidoptera; Pyralidae.
UACAUUUGAUUUUUUUUUUAAUUUUUUAUGCAACUUUAAAUGGCAAACAAGCUGACGGCUCACUUGAUGGAAAGUGGCAUCUGUCGCCUAUAUACAUGUGCAGUACCAUGGAUAUAACAAUUUUUCAAGAAAAAAGAAGUUCAUGUUAAAUCUAAAUUCACGGAAUGGGCAACAGUAGGAAUACUUAAAAGUAGAAAUAUUUUGUUUGAUUUAUACGAUCAAAAAAAAUAUCGAUUUGAUGACAAAUUCACCACUUAUGUAAAAAAUUAUUCUAAAAUUUUUAAAAAAGUUUGUAUUAUGGCUAAGUCUAAUUAUUUUAAUAAACAAAUUAAGCAGUCUUCUGACAAAAUUAAAACCAUCUGGAGCAUUAUAAAUAAAGAAACUGGAAGAUCUAAAAUAGCCUGUAAUCAAUUUACAUUAAAUUAUGAUAAUAAAUUAAUAACAACAACAAAAGAUGUAGUUAAUAUUUUUGAAGAUUUUUUUGCUAAUAUUCCGAUUGAUAUUACAUCUUCUCUGGACUCAUCUCAAUCUCGAGCAAAAAAAUUACUAGAGACUAAUAUCGGUUGUUGUUCUUUAAGAUUUAAAUUUUCACAUGUUAGCCCCUUUCAUAUCAUAAAAAUAUUCAAACAGCUAAAUUUAAAAAAUACGGAAGACCUUUGGGGCAUGUCUGUAAAAGUAGUUAGUUCUUUCAUAGAUAUUGUUGCUCCAUAUCUAGCCACUAUUUUUAAUAAAUGUAUUGAUAAUGGCGUUUUUCCACAUUUAAUGAAAUUUAGCAAAUUAAUCCCACUAUUUAAAUCAGGAGAUAAAUUUGAGCCAGGGAACUAUAGACCUAUAUCUAUUUUGCCAGUUCUAAGUAAGGUGUUUGAAAAGAUAAUGUUAAAUCAAAUGUUACAUCACUUCAGGGUUAACGGACUGCUUCACAGUCAGCAAUAUGGUUUCACCGCCGGCAAGUCUACCACUGACGCAGGUGUUGCGCUAAUGACACAUAUUUUCGAAUCUUGGGAGAGGUCACAGGAUGCACUCGGAGUUUUUUGUGACCUAUCAAAGGCAUUUGAUUGUGUGGAUCAUAAAACGCUUUUGUACAAGCUCGAACAUUAUGGUAUAACAGUGGACUCGAAAUUACAAUGGGGGCCCCAUAUUUCAAAAUUGGCCAGUAGACUCAGUUCUGCUGCAUAUGCAAUUAGAAGAAUUAGGCAAUUAACAGACGUGGCGACGGCUAAACUUGUAUAUUUUAGUUAUUUCCAUAGCAUAAUGUCUUAUGGCAUACUGCUGUGGGGUAAAGCAGCCGAUAUAAAUACUAUAUUUGUUUUACAAAAGAGAGCCAUACGUUCUAUUUAUGGUAUGGGUUCAAGAGAGUCAUUACGUCAGUGCUUUAAAGACUCAAAUAUCCUCACAGUUACUUCACAAUACAUUUAUGAAAAUAUUAUGUAUACACGGAAGAACUUAGCGAGUUUUAAAAAACUCAAAGACUGUACAAGUAGAAACUUACGCAAUAUAAAUAAGCUUAUUUUACCUAAAUGCCGUCUGCACAAAAUCAGUAAUUCAUUCUAUGGUAAUUGCAUAAGAUUUUAUAAUAAACUGCCGGAAUCUGCAUUAAAUCUGACAGAGAGGCAAUUCAAAUCUUAUAUUAAACAAUUUUUAUGUAAGAAAGCCUAUUACAGGAUAGACGAAUUCAUAGAUGACAACAUAUCAAGUAAAUAAUUAGUUUAUUAGCAUACAACGUUAUAAUUUUAUUUUCUCAUUGCUUUCUUGAUUUAAUUGAUUAAUUUUAGAAAUAUGAAAGCGUAGCGGUUUUUUGUAUUAAUUGCCGCAUGCAUUCUUAUGUAAAAUGUGAAUACUAUAACUAUCAGAUGGCAAUUGUGAGUAGCUUUGACGUGGUCUAGUGUUUUGAGUAGUCAUGCUCACUAAAAUGUCCAGACUUGUGGCGGCGUGGUGGGCCGGGUCAUUGGGCUCCCUAAAAUAUGGUCGAGCGCAGUGAUGGCUGGCUCAUCCGUCAUACUCGUGAACGGGUGCUGCUUGUAGGGACUGGUCUGCUCUAAUCACUAUGACUGAUUUCCUCUUAUUAAUUGUUUAACCAGUUGGUUAUGUAUUCAAUUUUUUUUUUUCUUUUUGAGUAUUUAAUUGAAUUAGUGCUAAUUGGUGGUUUGUAUUCACACAAUUAAACUUAAAAAUGUAAAAUAAUAAUAAAAUUAUUUAAAAGAG